Molecule: messenger RNA, 405 nt
Organism: Triticum turgidum subsp. durum (durum wheat)
Lineage: Eukaryota; Viridiplantae; Streptophyta; Magnoliopsida; Poales; Poaceae
Source: the annotation of a GenBank genome assembly
AUGGCAUCGUCGACCCAUGCUUCCACCCCAAGAGGUGGUUCUUGCUGCCCGAGGGUCACGGCCUUCACCCUGCUUACUCUCCCCUUCUUAAGCGAUAGUAGCUAUGUCCUUGACUCGGCCGAUGGCCUCCUCCUCUUGCAACGGAAAAGCCAAGUCACUUCCGCGAUCAGGGUCAUCCACACUUUCACCGGCGACUUUGUGGAGCAACCACUGCUGAUGUCCCUUAUCGAUCCACCCCGCCUUGAUCAUCACGCCCUGUCAUCUUAUUUGUUGCCACCAAGGUUGAUUGCCACGUGUCCCACCGGCAAAAUUUCUGGCAUGUUCUACAUGGAAGAAUGUGUCUCGGAGAUCCUAGUGAUUGGUCACGACGCUAACCCACUUUUCAAGGGCCACAUGCUCGUCUAG